UUGGCGCAGCCGGAGGCCAGAGCAGGAGUAACUGGACUCCAGGCGGCCGGUCGCAGUCCCGGAGCCCGAGGGGCUGGCGUCUGCGCCGGGCCCAAAGUCUAGGGAGAGAUCCUGACCGGGACGCGCGCACCAUGCCCUACCUGCUCAUCAGCACCCAGAUCCGCAUGGAGGUGGGCCCCACCAUGGUGGGCGAUGAGCACUCCGAUCCAGAACUGAUGCGGCAUCUGGGGGCCUCCAAAAGAAGCGUCCUGGGAAACAACUUUUGUGAGUACUACGUCAAUGACCCUCCUCGAAUAGUCCUUGACAAGCUGGAGCGCAGGGGCUUCCGUGUGCUGAGCAUGACAGGGGUGGGCCAGACGUUGGUGUGGUGCCUGCACAAGGAGUGACCCUCCCAUGCUGAGGAGCUGCAGUCACCCCUUCUCUGGAAUGGCUGCCAUGGGCCCCAACCCCAGGACCCUGCCUCACUCACCGCCCCACCCAUUCUUCCCAAGUCAUCAUUUUCCUCGGCCCCAUACCACUGGGCAAUGAACGGCCUUCUCUGAAACCUGCCUCAGCCAGUGGGGAGGCAGGGCCCCUGGCCCUGGUGCCCCCCGGUGCCCCUCCAGCUUCAGGCCUGGUGCGGGCCCUCGAGGAGGCCGUGUUCUGUGGCAGGCUGAGGAGCUGGCAAGAGCCAGGCUGCCCCUGGCAGGGAUCAUGGCUCCAGGACUGGGCGCGUGGGUCCUACGUAGCUAGACCAAGCCAGCAAAGGGCUGUGAUGAGCGGUUGCU
Molecule: messenger RNA, 767 nt
Organism: Physeter macrocephalus (sperm whale)
Lineage: Eukaryota; Metazoa; Chordata; Mammalia; Artiodactyla; Physeteridae
Gene: GCHFR
Product: GTP cyclohydrolase I feedback regulator
Exons: 3
Coding region: 132-386 (84 amino acids)
Biological process (GO): negative regulation of biosynthetic process
Cellular component (GO): cytoplasm; nucleus
Molecular function (GO): GTP cyclohydrolase binding
Source: RefSeq, a predicted model, not a curated record